GUUUCUCAGCAAUGGCAUCGCCCAGCACACUCCUGUCGGCAGAGCACUUCACGUGUUCCCUGUGUCUUGAGGUGUUCAACAACCCGGUCUCCACUCCAUGUGGCCACAGCUUCUGCGUGGCCUGUAUCAGCAGCUUUUGGGCACAAGGUGACCACUGUCUGUGUCCCAAGUGUGAAAAGAACUUCCUUGGAAGACCAGAGCUCUGUGAUAACACCUUUGCCAGAGACAUGGCUGAGCAGUUCAAGAGAAUGACAGCUAGUGGAUCUGAUGUAUCCAUCCCUGGACCAGGGGAGGUGCCAUGUGACAUCUGCCCAGGAAGGAAGCUCAAGGCCCUGAAGUCCUGCUUAGUGUGUCUCACCUCCUACUGCAAGACCCAUAUUGAGCCCCAUCAGAGGGUAGCAACACUGAAGAGGCAUAAGCUCGUUGAUCCCAUCAAUGAUCUUGAAGACAGAAUAUGUAAGAAGCAUGAGAGGUCUUUGGAGCUCUUCUGUAGGAAUGACCAAGUGUGUGUGUGUGUGCUGUGCUAUGAGACUGACCACAAGACCCAUAACACUGUCCCAGUGGAGAAGGAGUGGACAGAAAGGAAGACUAAAUUGAGGAAGACUGAAGCAGAAGUUCAGCAGAUGAUUCAAGACAGGGUGAAGAAGUUAGAGGAGAUUAAAGAGUCUGUAAAGCUCAGCAAGGUCAACACAGAGAAGGAGAUUGAGGAUGGAAUCCAGGUCCUCACCAAUCUAAUACAAGCCAUUCAACAAACCCAAGUGGAGCUCAUUGUCAAGCUGGAGGAGAAGCAAAGAAUAGCUGAGAGGAGGGCUGAAGGACUUAUUAAGGAGCUGGAGAAGGAAAUCAUUGAGCUUCAGAGGAGGAACACUGAGCUGGACCAGUUGUCGAACACUGAGGACUACAUCCAUGUUCUACAGAGGUGUUCAUCCCUUUGCACCCCUCCACACACCAUGGACUGGUCUGAGAUCACGGUUUAUGCUGACCUCUGCAUCAGUACCAUAAGAGCUGCUGUGACGACAAUAGAGAAUCAUCUCAACACUCUAGAGCACAAACUUUCCGAAAGAGAGCUCAAGAGGAUCUUUUGUUAUGCAGGGGACGUGACUCUGGAUCCCUGGACUGCAAACCCGUGGCUUGAUGUUUCUGCAGAUGGGAAACAGGUGAAGGAUGGAGACAAACAGCAAUGUUUUCCUGACAACCCGGAGAGGUUUGACACGGCACCUUGUGUCCUCGGGAAAGAGGGCUUCUCUUCGGGGAGGCACUACUGGGAGGUGGAGGUGGUGGGAAAGACUGCGUGGGAUCUGGGCGUGGCCAGAGUGUCGGUCAAGAGGAAAGGUGUGGUCCGUCUGAGCCCAGAGGACGGCUUUUGGACCGUGUGUCUCAGGAGGGGCAAUGAGUACAGGGCUUGUGACGAACAGGCUGUGCUCCUUCAUCUGCACGAGAAGCCCCGUAAACUGGGUGUUUAUGUGGACUGUGAGGAGGGACAGGUUUCCUUUUACAACGUUGAUGCCAGAUCUCAUAUCUACACUUUCUCUGGUUACAACUUCACUGAGAAGUUACUACCGUUGUUCAACCCUGAUAUGAACGAUGAUGGAAAUAACAGGGCUCCUCUUGUUAUUUCCCUUAUCAACCACAAGGGAGGAGAUGAAUUUAUACUCUAA
Molecule: messenger RNA, 1658 nt
Organism: Scleropages formosus (Asian bonytongue)
Lineage: Eukaryota; Metazoa; Chordata; Actinopteri; Osteoglossiformes; Osteoglossidae
Product: E3 ubiquitin-protein ligase TRIM39-like
Exons: 6
Coding region: 12-1658 (548 amino acids)
Molecular function (GO): protein binding; zinc ion binding
Source: RefSeq, a predicted model, not a curated record